Penicillium alfredii is the source of this 1515-nucleotide messenger RNA. RefSeq lists its product as uncharacterized. NCBI's taxonomy places the organism in Eukaryota, Fungi, Ascomycota, Eurotiomycetes, Eurotiales, Aspergillaceae. Bases 1 to 1515 code for a protein of 504 amino acids. The transcript is spliced from 8 exons. The record is from RefSeq and is a predicted model, not a curated record.
AUGCGAGUGUUGCUCCUUCUGCUUGGGAGCCUGUUGGUUCUAUCUAUCAAUGCCCUCCCAGGCCGGAAGAAUACCCUCCACGAAAGGAUCAACAAAAAUGACCCCGACGAAUUCCCCAACUGGUGCGAGGUCUGUAAGAGCUCACACAAUCGGACGUCUAAAUCAUGGCAGAGGCUAGAAAUGGAUGACUGGCUUGGCACAAUGAGUGAUUCACUCUGGGAUGGAACAGAUGACAGCUUCAAGGGAUCUUUUGUGGAAGGAAUCGAGAGCAAGAUCGAAGGAGAUUUCGGAGGAAUUAAAUGCACUUUUGACGAUUGUGGAUUCGACUUUGCUGCAGUGACUGAUCUCUGCAUGGCAAAGGGCUGGAAUGCUUUCUAUCUCUACGUGCUGUUCGCCAUUUCUAACCUGCAACUUUACCUGAAAUCUCUACGAGAAUCAUUCGAACAUGUAUGCCAGAAUGCGGCUGAUGAUGCAGGCCUGUUGACGGAUACCUUUGCUGAUCAUGACUCCUCGCCCGAUAAAUCGCCAUCGUCAGCAUUGAUUAUCACAAGCGCGGUCAUGGCUGGAAUAGCCGCAUUGAUUAUUCCCGGGGGAGAGGCGUUGAUGCCUGCGAUGGCUGGUGCCGGUGCAGCGAGUGCUCAGUUUGGGAUAGCCAAUGGUAUCCUCACUGCCAUUAAAGAUGCAGAGCCAAACCCUGCUCUUUCUUUCGAUAAACAGUCCGCAGUGCUCUCGCACACCAUCUCCGAGGCAUCCACAACGUUUUGGGACCGAAUCACCAAAUGGGGCGCCAACAUCCUGGAGAAGAAUGUCGACAUCGACUCCCUGUCCGGCGGCAAAUCCCCAUACCACCAGCAGAUGAACAGUGCGCCGUGGGCCUUGCACGGCGGCAAAUUUUCAAGGGAAUCCACUUCAGACACCUAUAAGGGCUUCAAGGAUUCAAGCAGGGUGGCCCUGAGAAGCGGACAAGUUUCCUGGCUGUGGGGACAGGAACAGAUAUUCAUCGUGAAGGUGUCGGAGCCCAUCAAUGGCAAAGCGCCCUGUGACAUGGAUCUUGAUGGCACGCUUGACCUCAAGGCUCGCGUCUGUGAGGAUGGCACAGCCUGGUUCUUUAUUAAGAACACCGGUCUGGAUGACGAUUGGCAGGCCUUUGAUGAAGUCCCCGGGUAUAAGUCGCUGAAUGACUGGGACCUUGAUCCGCUCACCUUUGCGAAGGCGGCCGAGGCCAGUCAGAAAGCUUGCGACUGCUGGAAGCCGGUUCGCAAACCCGGUGAAACUAUCGAUUUCAUGCAAGGAGAACAUUCCCCCAAGGGAAGCUAUAUGGUCAAUCUUCCUGUCUGCGAUCUGGAUCGUAUGAAGUCCGAGGGGGCAUGGAAAGGUUCACCUACGUCGAAUCAAGACGUGGGCGAAAGAACGGACGAUGUCUGGGUCAGGUUCUAUAUCAAUAAUGCAUGCUGGAAACAAAAGGUCGACGGCGCUGCUUGGCCGUACGAGAAACUUGAGCGUCCCAAGAAGUAA